Strongylocentrotus purpuratus (purple sea urchin) is the source of this 2610-nucleotide messenger RNA. RefSeq names its product homer protein homolog 2. Gene Ontology annotation, biological process: G protein-coupled glutamate receptor signaling pathway; regulation of store-operated calcium entry. Gene Ontology annotation, cellular component: plasma membrane; cytoplasm. NCBI's taxonomy places the organism in Eukaryota, Metazoa, Echinodermata, Echinoidea, Camarodonta, Strongylocentrotidae. The transcript has 10 exons. Gene Ontology annotation, molecular function: G protein-coupled glutamate receptor binding. The record is from RefSeq and is a predicted model, not a curated record. Bases 203 to 1291 code for a protein of 362 amino acids.
UUGCUAUUCCCAAGUCGUAUCAGCUCACUCCCGUUUCUUGUACGAUCGAGUGAGAGCGGUUUUCUUGUGUCCAUCCUGAUCCCGAUGCAUAAUUUGCCAAUGUGAUUGCAUUAUUCCUUAUCUUGUUCAUUUCCCCACUUGGCCGCCGCAAAGGGAAUUUGUUGUUUUCGGAGGUGUUAUUUCGGACCGUCUAUUGUUAGAAAUGGAGUUGAAAACGGAGCAGCCCAUCUUCACGACCAGGGCUCAUGUGUUCCAAAUUGAUCCAAACACGAAGAAGAACUGGCUUCCCUCCAGCAAACAGGCCGUUACCGUCUCCUUCUUCUUUGACAGCACCCGCAACAGCUACAGGAUCAUCAGCGUGGAUGGAUCCAAGGCGAUUAUCAACAGCACUAUUUCAUCUACCAUGACCUUCACUAAGACCUCACAGAAGUUUGGGCAGUGGGCCGACACCAGAGCAAACACAGUCUACGGGCUGGGCUUCAGCACCGAGAUGGAACUCAACAAGUUCAUAGAAGAGUUUGAGAGAGUAAAGGAAGCGGCAUUAGAAAUCACCUCGGAACCCUCCAAGAAAGGCAUAGAUUCUACCCCCGUCCAGAAUGGAUCGGCCAAGAUCACCAACAAUGAAAUCAACCAUGCAAAGCAAAGUUCUGGGGAUUCAACUGGCUCGAUACCCAACCCAGUACACAUUAUGGCCUCAUCUGAUGCCCAGCUCAAGUAUGAGAAUGAUCGACUCAAAAUAGCAUUGGCACAGAGUUCAAAUAAUGCCAAGAAAUGGGAGCUGGAGCUCCAGACUUUGAAGAAUAAUAACGCCAGACUGACCACUGCACUGCAAGAGAGUACUUCUAACGUUGAAGAGUGGAAGAGACAACUAUCAGCAUAUAAAGAAGAGAAUGUCAGAUUAAAGAAACGGAUGAAGGAGUUAGAAGCAACGGUUGAACCUGAGGCUCAGAAUGGACACAGUGAUACAGCAGAGCUUGAGAGCAGAGUACAGGAACUCACGCUGGCUCACAAAAACAAGGACCAGGAAGUGGAAGGCCUAUCCAAGAGACUUGAAGAAGUUUCAGGUUUGGCGGAGGAGAAUACUAGAUUGUCGUCAGAACUCGAGAAAACCACGUCCAAUGUAGAUGCUCUGACAAGUCGCCUCACUGACCUGGAAGAGAAACUUCAGCAAGAGAGGGCGACGAGAGAGGAGAACAGCACGCAGAUGACAACCCUGCAUGAACAGCUUGGAAGUACUCUAGAACAGCUCGCUUCAUUACAUAUCCAUCUCGGCAAAUCAUUAAACCAUUGAUGCCCUAUAGCUGCAACAAUCCUUUGGUCAGUUUGACCGCUGGAUGAUGCACACAAGGACCACACAUUUCCAUGUUACUUCUCAAUGGCCACCAUCCAAGCUGAACCACAUUGCAAUAGUACAACAUUCUUUUACUCCUAUGGAACGAUCUUGGAAAGUGCUGGGCCUCUUCGAGGAUGGCUUGGACUAGAGCAGCCGGCCUCUUCGGGUGAGCUUGUGCUAGCGACUGAAGAAAGUGGACAAACUUUUAUGAAAAUUGAAUUUAUCUUUUUUGUGUUGAUGAUUUAUCAAAGUGAGGCAUGUACAUGUAAGCUAUCCAUGUAUGUACAUGUACUUGCAAUGAGAUGUAAACGAUGUCAUAUUUCGCAUUAUUAAUUUUUCGCGCUGAACGACCACAUAAUAUAUUCCCUGGUUCUUAAAUUGGCGUUGCACGCAAUUCAGCCUGUUCAAAACAUGCAUAGGAAUUCAUGCUUAUAUUUUCGGAAGUUCUAAAAUUCGUGCUUGCUGAUCUUAACACAAAAUUGAUGUGCCUAGCAUAGCCGGGUAAAGGUUGAUACGUGCGCUAUAUAAGAAUCCAACAUUACUAUUAUUAUUAUUUCUACUUUUACAGUACAUGCUUUUGUUGAUACUUUGUCUCUAUAAGUUUACGUUGUGUAUUAUCAUUUUGUUAUUUGUGUUUCGUCAAUGGCUGAAAAAAAAUGCUGAAAAUGUACAUGGAAGGCAAACAUGCUGUAUGUAGCAAUGCAGGGUACUUGACCCUUACCUAGGGAGGUCAAGAUUGAAUACUGUGUUAUAACCCAUUGCGUAUGGAUCUGGGUGGUCCGUGUAUUAACUCUAUUGCUAUGAUGACAUUUAGCAGUCGAUGUGUUAAUGUAUGAAACAGAACAAGACUUCCAAGGGUGUUCAUUCACCAUUUCAAUGAGGGCUUUUUGAUUGCGAGGUCAACUGUGAACUGUGGCAUGAUGACGUUAUUCAGAUGAUCUGCGCCAUCUACCUUGUCCACUACCAGAAUCGAGAACGUGUCUAUCUUGGUUGUGAUGGCCUCCCUAAUCGCUAUAGCCAUAGCACGUACCUAUGGCUAGCUUUUUUUGUACUUUGUUAAACCUCAUUCAAAGUGGUGCGCGUGCAGGGGAAAUAUACAUAUGCAUGAUGAAUACAUCACAUGACGUCAUCAUGUUCACUUGUGCGGUUAAGCAGGCAUUGAAUGAAAUUGAAAUAGGUUAAAGGGAAGUGAACAAUGGGUGUUGACUAGUGUUUGAAGUCUGUUAUUCUCCUCAUGCUCCCUUUAAACUGGGGGGGGGGGGGAUGUGCCUGUGUAU